Molecule: messenger RNA, 765 nt
Organism: Contarinia nasturtii (swede midge)
Lineage: Eukaryota; Metazoa; Arthropoda; Insecta; Diptera; Cecidomyiidae
Product: mitotic spindle assembly checkpoint protein MAD2A-like
Exons: 4
Coding region: 117-695 (192 amino acids)
Biological process (GO): mitotic spindle assembly checkpoint signaling
Cellular component (GO): cytoplasm; nucleoplasm; kinetochore
Source: RefSeq, a predicted model, not a curated record
UUUUGGUUUGAUGAUUAUCGUAAAAUCUACUUUGCAUGAAGCAUUAAGUGAUGUGACGUUUCUGUAUAAUAAAUCAAUAAGGAAAAAAUUUCUGACUGCGAGAAACUCGCUCGAAAAUGGCUACAGCCGUGCGAAGUAAAAGUAUCACCAUAACUGCUUCGGCUGGAAUUGUGAUUGAUUACAUUGAUUGUGCUCUCAACACCAUCUUAUACUUACGGGGCAUAUAUCCAGCAUCACAAUACAAGACUAUACAGAAGUAUGGUUUGAGCAUUCAAAUGUCAACCGAUCCAGAAGUGCAGCAUUAUUUGAAGAACAAUUUAUCCCAAAUCAAAAAAUGGAUCAUCAAAGACGAGUUCAUACGUCUCUGUCUUGUUAUAAAAGACGCGGAAGGUACAGAAGUCGAAAAUUAUGAAUUCAGAGUUCAAAAAAAGGAUGAUCCAAAUAACCGAAAGGAAAAACGAACGAUUGAUGCUGAAAUCGGUGCGAUUUUGCGUAGUAUAAUUGUAGCCUGCCAAAGUCAUUCUCGACUAGACUCUAACCAUCAGUUUAUAAUAAAGGUUUACAGGACCCCAAAUUCUCCAUUGCCAUAUAACUGGACCGAGCACGAACACGUUGAUUUUGAAGUUGUUCAUGCAUUGGAUUUCGGGGAACUUUUAACGGGAUUACAUCAAGUGAACUCGAGAGAAGAACGUUAGUGAUGGUGUACAAGUAAAAAAAAAAAAAAGUUCGAAAAGACAUGUUUAUCAGUUUCAGAUUAAUUUUGAA